AUGCGUCAAUGGACAUUAAAUACAGAAAAUAAGAGAAAAUUCAAACUUAAUUUAUGUGAAGAUUUUAUUGUUAUUGGAACAUCUCAAAGAUUAAUACGUCUAAUGAGUUUAUUAGAUAUUCAACAAAGAAUAAUUCAUCUUCAAGGUCUAAUUAUUUCAAUAACUUAUCAAAAUCAAUUAUGGAUUAUUCAUCAUUCAACACAAGGUCUUCCAAAAGAACAAGCUAUGCCAUAUGUUUAUAUUGAUAUUGAAAAUGGUAAUUAUUUAACUGGUCCAUUACCAUUAACACCAAAAACAAAAUUAAUUUGCAUUGGUGGACAAUGUUUUUAUUUGGAAAAAUCUGGUUAUUUAACUAUGCUUAGACGUACAAAAGUAAAUGAAUUUGAACCAUUAUUAAUUUGCAAUCUUAAACAAGAGGCUGAGAAAAAUAAUUUAGCAAAUUAUUGGUUAUUAGGAAUAAAUGAUUUUGAUGGAAAAUUUCAAUUACGUGUUAUUGAACUUUGUGAUCAUUCAUAUCCUGAACUUGUUCCAUGCCAGUUGUUUCUCUUUCAUUAUGUUUAUAUGAAAUAA
Molecule: messenger RNA, 570 nt
Organism: Rotaria sordida
Lineage: Eukaryota; Metazoa; Rotifera; Eurotatoria; Philodinida; Philodinidae
Source: the annotation of a GenBank genome assembly